This is a messenger RNA of Amphimedon queenslandica, 342 nucleotides long. Its product is annotated as poly(U)-binding-splicing factor half pint-like. NCBI's taxonomy places the organism in Eukaryota, Metazoa, Porifera, Demospongiae, Haplosclerida, Niphatidae. The transcript has 5 exons. The record is from RefSeq and is a predicted model, not a curated record. The annotation marks the transcript as partial.
UUUACUGUGUGCGCAUGCGCAGAAGGAGCACGUGAAUUAAAAUGGCUGACGUUAAAGAGAAUGGGGAAAGUGAAUCAAGAAAGAGAAGAAGAGGAUUUGAUUCAGGAGUGGAUGAAAUGCCGGAGAUGGAGCAGACGGGGGAACUGGUGACACCUGCUACCCUCCCAAAGCUGGACAGCAAUCAGAGACACGCCCUGAGCUUAGCAAAGAAAUACGCUCAAGAAAUUACAGCAAAACAUCAACAAGCGAAGCAGAGUGAAGUACAAGUUCAGCAGAUGCAGUCAUUGCAGGAGGCAGCCAACCAGCAAAGAGCACUACUACUCAUGAGCCGUAUAUACAUUG